GUCGGCCCGGUUUCAGGUAUUACGAGCUAAACACUCGCAACGUUCGCAUCUCCGGUUUUGAAUCCAGUUUGAAGCCACCAUGCCACCCAAGACUAGCGGCAAGGCCGCCAAGAAGUCCGGCAAAGCCCAGAAGAACAUCUCCAAGUCGGACAAGAAAAAGAAGAAGCACAAGAGGAAGGAGAGCUACGCCAUCUACAUCUACAAGGUGUUGAAGCAGGUCCACCCCGACACCGGUAUCUCCUCGAAGGCCAUGUCAAUCAUGAACUCGUUCGUGAACGACAUCUUCGAGCGUAUCGCCGCGGAAGCGUCUCGUCUCGCCCACUACAACAAGCGUUCGACGAUCACCUCCAGGGAGGUGCAGACCUCCGUGAGGCUCCUGCUGCCCGGUGAGCUCGCCAAGCACGCCGUCAGUGAAGGUACCAAGGCGGUCACCAAGUACACCUCGUCCAAGUGAGGUGUGUGCCCCCAAACAUAGCGGUGUACGGUGCCACUAUGUUGUGCCUACCACCGAAACAAACGGCCCUUUUCAGGGCCACAAA
This is a messenger RNA of Plutella xylostella (diamondback moth), 539 nucleotides long. RefSeq names its product histone H2B. The record is from RefSeq and is a predicted model, not a curated record. Gene Ontology annotation, cellular component: nucleosome. NCBI's taxonomy places the organism in Eukaryota, Metazoa, Arthropoda, Insecta, Lepidoptera, Plutellidae. Gene Ontology annotation, molecular function: DNA binding; structural constituent of chromatin; protein heterodimerization activity.